Molecule: messenger RNA, 1310 nt
Organism: Salvia splendens (bonfire salvia)
Lineage: Eukaryota; Viridiplantae; Streptophyta; Magnoliopsida; Lamiales; Lamiaceae
Product: GDSL esterase/lipase 6
Exons: 4
Coding region: 71-1129 (352 amino acids)
Biological process (GO): lipid metabolic process
Molecular function (GO): lipase activity
Source: RefSeq, a predicted model, not a curated record
UCUCUUCUCUUUAUAUAUAUGCAACAACUUUACUCAACUAAUUUCAUUUCUACAAAAUCACUGAUAAAAAAUGGAGACACGGUUGUUGUUCGCCUCCCUCAAUCUAUUUCUUUUAGCAGCUUCCGCCACCGGGUCUAAAAUUCCGGCAAUUUUCAUAUUUGGGGAUUCGAUCUUCGACGCCGGAAACAACCGUUACAUCCCAAAUUGCACCGUUCAGGCCGAUUUCCCGCCCUAUGGAUCCAGCUUCUUUGGCCGCCCCACCGGAAGAUUCACCAACGGCAGAACCGUCGCCGACUUCAUCUCUGACUAUUUAGGCAUUCCACUGCAAAAACCAUACAUGGAGAUUAUGAACGCAACGGAAAAGAAAUUUCCGGCGAACGGAAUCAACUUCGCCAGCGCCGGCAGCGGAGUUCUUCCGUCCACCAAUAAAUUUUCUGGAGUGACAGCAAUCCAAGUCCAAUUGCAACAAUUCAAAUCACUAGUCCAACAAAAUGAAAUAGACAGAAAAGUGGUAAGAGAUUCGUUGUUCUUGAUAGAAUCAGGAUCGAACGACAUAUUUGGCUACUUGGAACCAUCAACCUCAACACCCGAUGCCGGCUAUAUACAAUCCAUGCUCGGACAAAUCCACAACUUCGCCGACACCAUCGUCAGCCUUGGGGCCCGCCGUGUCGCCGUGUUCGGACUAGGCCCGGUCGGCUGCGUCCCAGCUAGGUCCAAUCUGCCCGGUGCCCCCCUCGGGAAAUGCUACGACAAGCUGAAUACAAUGGUGGAGAAAUACAACAUGGGGUUGCAGAAUUUGGUGAAAGAUUUGCCUCGCACCCACCCCGGCACCAUCGCUGUUUUUGGACGUGUUUAUGAAACUAUCCAGACCUAUCGAGCGCAUCCUACGCAUUAUGGGUUUGUGGAUGUGGAGAAGGCUUGUUGUGGAUAUGGGAAACUAGGAGGAGAGGUGCAAUGUGGGAAGAUGGGCUACAAAUUGUGUAAGAAUCCAAAUGAAUACUUAUUUUGGGAUUACUUUCAUCCAUCGGAACGGACUUACAAGCUCCUUAGCAAGGCCUUGUGGGCGGGCGGCCCGACUUAUAUUACGCCCUUCAAUCUUAUGCGCCUUGCCAAUAUGCCCAUCGCCUAAUUGUUUUGGCUUCAAAUUUCAUUGUUACUCCUCCUUUAAACUAUGAGGAUUAUCCAAAUGUUUUUAGAUUUUAUUUAAAUAUGGGGAUUUUAGUUAAUUCAUCUUUUAUUUACUAUAGAUUAUGGAUUUGGGUCAUGAAAAAUAUAUGGUGCAUCUAUUCUACAAUUUUAGGCAAAAGGUU